Carcharodon carcharias (great white shark) is the source of this 1405-nucleotide messenger RNA. Its product is annotated as gastrula zinc finger protein XlCGF8.2DB-like. Lineage: Eukaryota; Metazoa; Chordata; Chondrichthyes; Lamniformes; Lamnidae. The record is from RefSeq and is a predicted model, not a curated record. The transcript is spliced from 2 exons. The coding region runs from base 420 to 1358 and encodes 312 amino acids.
CGGCCUUGAGGGAAGAGGCGCCUGUUUGUCCUGGAGAAGCGGAGUCAGAGCGAGGCGGAUAAUAUUAGGGGAGGAUUUACAGAUGGGAAACUCAAACCAAACUUCAUGUCAUGAACUGACAGUCAGUCGGUUCAUCAGGACCUGAAUAUGAUCGGCCUUUGAAUGUGGAAGGAGAAAUGUUUGUCUGUUCUGUCUGUGGGAGAAGGUUUGAAGCAUCAGUGUAACUGGAAAAGGACCAAGAAACACACAUCCUAGUGAGGGUGUUCCAGUUAACUAACUGUGGAAGGAGUUUUAACAAGUUACACAGCCUGAAAAUAAAUCACACCAUUCACAGCGGGGAGAAACUGUACAUGUGUUCUGUGUGUGGAUGAGGCUUCAACUGAUUGUCCAACCUGGAGAGACACAAGGAUACUGGUAUCAUGGAGAAACCGUGGAAAUGUGAGGACUGUGGUAAAGGAUUCAGUUAUAGAUCCCGGCUAGAAUAUCAUCGACGCAGUCACACCUGGGCCGGCACCGUGGAAAAACAAUGGAAAUGUGAGGACUGUGGUAAAGGUUUUGAUUAUCCAUCCCGGUUAGAAAACCAUCGACGCACUCACACUGGGGAAAGGCCAUUCACCUGCUCCGUGUGCGGCAAGGGGUUUACUCAGCCUACCUGCCUAAUGUUACACCAGAGAAUUCACACUGAGGAGAGGCCAUUCAGCUGCACUUCCUGUGGAAAGAGGUUCAGGUCUUCAUCUGACCUCAAUCAACAUCAGCGAGUUCAUACUGGGGAGAGACCGUUCACCUGCUCCAUGUGUGGGAAGGGGUUCACAAAGUCAUCCAACCUGGUGACUCACCAGCGAAUUCACUCUGAGGAGAAGCCAUUCAGCUGCACUUCCUGUGGAAAGAGGUUCAGGUAUACAUCCAGCCUUGAAGAACACCAGCGAGUUCACACUGGGGAGAAGCCGUUCACCUGUUCAGUGUGUGGGCAGGGAUUUACUCAGUCAUCCAGCCUGGUGAGUCAUCAGCGAGUUCACACUGGGGAGAGGCCGUUCAGCUGCACUUCCUGCGGGAAGAGUUUCAAGCAGUCAUACGCCCUUGUUGAACACCAGCGAGUUCACACUGGGGAGAGACCAUUCACUUGCUCUGUGUGUGGAAAGAGAUUCACUGUAUCAUCCACCCUUAAGUCACACCAGCAAAUUCACACUGAGGAGAAGCCAUUCAGCUGCACUCACUGUGGAAAGAGGUUCAGAUGUUCAUCUGCUCUCUUUGCGCACCAGCGAGUUCACACUGGAGAGAAACCGUUCACCUGCUCUGUGUGUGGGAAGGGAUUCACUCGCUCCUGCAGUCUAGUGACACAUGAGCGACUUCAUAAGUGACUGCAGGAGUUGGAUUUUGCUCAUUUUGCUGCUGUUAAUCACAUCCA